Saccoglossus kowalevskii is the source of this 2177-nucleotide messenger RNA. RefSeq lists its product as uncharacterized. NCBI's taxonomy places the organism in Eukaryota, Metazoa, Hemichordata, Enteropneusta, Harrimaniidae. The record is from RefSeq and is a predicted model, not a curated record.
GUUUUGAUUGGUGAACUCGUCUGAUAGUUUUGCUCCAUUUCUUUGCCUGGAGUGGUAAAAUGGCGAGCUCCAGAGUAAUGACAAAAAAAGAGGCCGCAAGAAGAAGAGCAGAUAAUAUUGAUUUUAAUAUCAAGCUACUAGAAGCUACACUAACGCAUCUGAAUUUUCUGGAAGAAAUCAGCCAGAAUCGCUUCUUAGAAAACCCAAAGUUCAUCACGUAUGCAAUCAAGCGAUAUGAAAUGUUUUGGUUACCACUGCUCGCAUCACAGGGGUUUAAAGCCGAGCCUCUCGCGGCGCCGAUCGAUAUAGAAUGGGUAUGGCACGCGCAUAUGUUAGCCCCUCAGGAAUACACCAAAGAUUGCAUAACCGUAGUCAGCAGGGUGCUUGAUCACCGCGUCAUGUCGAAAGAGGAAAGGGUCGCAUCGAAGCAGAGGGCACGAGAUUUGUGGGAUGAUUUGUAUCCAGAUGAGAACUUUGAAGUGGAUUUCGAGGACGAGCAAACUUUGCGAGAUAUCAACUCGCCAUAUCAGACUCCGUUCGUUUCGCGGAUAUUUUAUGAUUUACGAUCAGCCCUUGAACGUCAGAGGGUGUUUAACUAUCAAGUCAGCCUGCCGCAUUACCGAAGCUUGAAGUUCCUCGAGUGGGCAUCCGUCCGGUACAGGCGGUUUCUAUUUCUAAACGUUCGUAACCCCGGAGAAACGCUGGUGCCAUGUUUUGACAUCGCCCUAAUUUGGCACGUACACCUUUUGCACCCUCAUAUGUACAGAGACGAUACUACCGCGUUGCUUGGCAAGGUACUGCCACACGACGACAAGCAAUUUAUGCGUCAAAUCACGGACCGGUUUAAGGAAGCGUUGGAAUGUACAUCGUCUCUGUGGCAAAACACGUACGGGGGAGAGUAUAACUGCCGGGGUACGUCAUAUCGAGGCGACCCACCAACAGACAUACAGCAGUACGAUGUCUCUUCUUUUAAAACGGACUACUUUAUCUUAGUUAUUGAGAAAUUAUCACUCAGGGCGCCCCCUUUAGCCGACGACUUCAUAUUGAGUAUGCGAUUUCUUGACGACAGCAAACUAUCGGGUAAACGAUUCCGCAGACGAGGAUUGGUAAUUGAAUGGGAAAACAAAACACACGAUGAUUUGACAAUGUUUGCUUUUCGGGAGAGUAAAAAUCCAAUGUUACAGUUUAAGUUAAAGAUGAUAAAACUCUUAGGAAGCGAGACUAUUGGCAUGAUGAUUGUCCCCGUUACCACGUUCAUGGAUAAAACUUCGAACAGCCAUCUCAUCGAAUACACAGCCAUGCUCAUGGACCACAAGUCGCGACAUUCAGGAAUCAAGCUAGAUUUGGCAUUUCGGAUUCUGCCGGAUAUAGGGCUCACCAAAAUGAAAGUGAGAUCAGGAGCUUUUUCUAUGAGCGAGGCUGAGAGUAUGUACGGAUUCGGUGGCAAGGACGACCCGAGACGACAGUCAGUGAGGGCCAGCUCAAGGACUGACCUUAAUGCUGUUAGUCCAUCGUCCUUUCAAAUGAGACAAAUGUCUGAUGGAGGCACUAAAGCAGCAGUUCACGCCGUUAUCAACCAACUUCACCAGCGUGUGUUCACCGUACGCGUCUUUCACAAGACGACGUACGAUGCUGCUAGAAUCGAGAUCCUGGACCACGAUGGUUAUAUGGUGGCACUUUCCGAAACUAUUGAUCCACACGUGCUUCCGAGUUAUAAACAGAUAUUGGACACAGAAGUGGAAGAGCGAUGUACGCUAGAGACAGGGGAAAAUGAACGCGCCAUGAUGAUCAGGGGUUCCCGAAGUGACUGGGGCAUCUGCCGCGGGAAAUGGACAUCGAGUGGUGGGAAGGGCCACGAUGGUCACCAUGGUAAUAUGAAGCCGAUGUUUCUCUUCUUUGGAUUGUCGAAAAAGAUGGAGAGAAAAAGAACACUGUUGGAGAGGAGUGGGCAUGUGUUUAGAUUAGCUAACGUACUAACUCUUGACCUUGAACAUGGAAAGCUACGAAUCAAAUGCCCCGAUUUGUCCGACGCUGCCAAUGUAGUAGCAUUAGCCUUCUCCGUCGCUCUUCUACCGAUUAUGACGAGUCCAUGUCGUGAAAUCAGCUGCCAAGACAAGAAAUCCUUACUGCACAAAAUCAUCGAGUUGCCAAUGGUUACAUUAUCUGGAUAUGAUUAG